Myotis lucifugus (little brown bat) is the source of this 447-nucleotide messenger RNA. RefSeq names its product transmembrane protein 207 (gene TMEM207). The record is from RefSeq and is a predicted model, not a curated record. Lineage: Eukaryota; Metazoa; Chordata; Mammalia; Chiroptera; Vespertilionidae.
UGUCCUUUAAGCAUGUCGAGAUCCAGUCCUUUUAGUUUCACUUCAGUGAUCUCCAAAACGGGAACCUGGAGUUUGCCACUAUUCCAGUUGGUGCUCUCGGACCCACCAUGUGAAGAAAAUGAAAUGUACAUAAACUAUAAAAAUCAAUACCCAAAUGAUUGGUAUAUCUGGUUCUUGCUCCUAAUUUUCCUGGUGGCUCUGCUAUGCGGAGUGCUCUCCUGCCUUCCCUGCUGGCUGAGGAGAUGCGGGAUGGGUUCCUCAAGACGCACCGGGGCUGUUUUUGCUGUCGGCGACUUGGACCCUGUUUAUGGGACGGAAGCAGCUGUGAACCCAGCUGUUGGAAUUCACCUUCCAACUCAAAACCCUGAACUGUGUCAUGUUUCAGGUUUCAACACUUCAGGAGCACCUCCUCCAUAUGAAGAAAUUCUGAAAUCAAGCCAACUUUAG